AUGGAUAUUGCAACACCCAACUUCUCAAAUGGGGGUAGCCCUCUUCACUACCGGGAGGGAGAAAUUUCUCACGUGGCCCUCUCAGACUGUGGUAUCUAUGUACGUUGGCUAUUUGACAACAAUGAUCGAGCAAAUGGUCUGGAUCUUGAAGUGGCCAUUGCCCACAUCUCGUAUUCCGAAAUGGCUGCUGCUUUCACAAAGGUGACAGGAAGGCCUGCACGUUACGUGGAUGUUCCAUUUGCAGAAUAUUUCAAGGCAUUCAGUGGGCGUGAGUCGUUCAUGAACGUGUUGAAAAAUCCACGUAUGGGGUUGAUGUCCAAAUUGCGAUUCGGGUUUGGCUUUUCAACUAAACAACCAUCUUCUUACAACGCCGACCCGGCAGAUCCUGCCACAUUGAGCUUUGAAACGAACUUCACAGGGUUCUGGAACCUAUGGAGAGCGAGCAAAGGUAACAAGGGGGUCAUGAGAAGAAACUACGAAUUGCUGGACGAAAUACAUCCAAAUCGAAUCAGAAGUGCUGAAGAGUGGUUUACAAAAGAGGCAGAGAAAGGCGACCUCUGGGAGCGGGUAAAUAAUAUGGCCCCAAUACUCAAGUGGAGUGAGGACGGUGCGCACGGUACACUUUGA
Molecule: messenger RNA, 627 nt
Organism: Penicillium riverlandense
Lineage: Eukaryota; Fungi; Ascomycota; Eurotiomycetes; Eurotiales; Aspergillaceae
Exons: 2
Coding region: 1-627 (208 amino acids)
Source: RefSeq, a predicted model, not a curated record